Messenger RNA from Setaria italica (foxtail millet), 720 nucleotides. RefSeq names its product bet1-like protein At1g29060. Bases 138 to 512 code for a protein of 124 amino acids. The record is from RefSeq and is a predicted model, not a curated record. The transcript is spliced from 4 exons. Lineage: Eukaryota; Viridiplantae; Streptophyta; Magnoliopsida; Poales; Poaceae.
CCCCUUCCCUGAAGCCACCGCCGGGAUUGCUUGGGUCGGGCCGGCGGGGCAAGCAAAUUUGCGCUCGUACUACCGCCGCGCCGAUCUCGAACUCGUCGGGCUCCAAUCUCUCGGAGAUCGCCUCUGCUGCGUCCGCCAUGGCGAACAGCUCCUACGGCUCCAGGGAAGGGCUGACGGUCAGGCCUGCUGCAUCAUCAAGCUCCAGCGAGAUUUCGCUCCAGAUUGACCCGAUCAAUGCUGAUUUGGAUGAUCAUAUCCUUGGACUACGUGGACAAGUCCGCAAGCUAAGAGGAGUCGCUCAAGAGAUCCAGUCAGAGGCCAAGUAUCAAAAUGAUUUCAUAUCUCACCUGCAAAUGACUCUGACUAAGGCCCAGGCAGGGGUCAAGAACAACAUGAGGAGAAUGAACAAGAGCAUCAUACAGAAUGGUUCAAACCAUCUUGUUCAUGUGGUCCUGUUUGCCCUUGCUUGCUUCUUUCUAGUGUACCUUGUGUCCAAAUUCUCCCGGAAAUGAAAUAGGAAGCCUUUUGUUGCAAGAAAGGAAAGGGAGCGAAAGAAACCUAGUGACCGGCAAGGCGGUAACACUAUAGCUGGGUCAAUUCUAGCCACAGUAAUAUGGGACACCAUGAUGGUAGUUGGAGAAGGGAUUUGUUCUUCUGUAUGUUGUACAGAAAUUUGAGUUUAUAUAUAUGUUAAUAUGCCGAGUUUGGUGCUUUUUCACA